Chara braunii is the source of this 974-nucleotide messenger RNA. The record is from the annotation of a GenBank genome assembly. Lineage: Eukaryota; Viridiplantae; Streptophyta; Charophyceae; Charales; Characeae.
CGGCAUCAAAUACAACCUGACAACCAUCAAUGGAUGACCCAGCGGCAAUUUUUUUAUCUGUCACUGUCUACACAUCUGGUUAUUAUUACAAGGCAUGAAAAGGACAAGGGAAAAAGAAAGAAAGAAGCAGAAGCAGAAGCAGAAGCAGAAGCGGAAGCGGAAGCGGAAGCAGAAGCAGAAGCAGCACAAGCACAAGCACAAGCACAAGCACAAGCACAAGAAGCACAAGCACAAGCACAAGAAGCAGAAGCAGAAGAAGCGCAAGCAGAAGCAGAAGCAGAAGCAGAAGCAGAAGCAGACGCAGAAGCAGAAGCAGAAGCAGAAGCAGAAGCAGAAGCAGAAGAAGCAGAAGAAAGAAGCAGAAGAAGCAGAAGCAGAAGCAGAAGCAGAAGCAGAAGCAGAAGCAGAGAAGCAGAAGCAGAAGAAGAAGAAGAAGAAGAAGAAGAAAGAUGAUGUACGUACAUGGAAAGGAUACGGAUGGCGUGCGUGCAUGGAAAAGGCGAGGAUGCGGCACGUACAUUACGCAUGUACACACACUGUGGUACACGUAUCAAAGGGGAGAAUGGGCAUUUACACUUUGUACAUGACGGACUGGUUGUUUGGAGCACCAUCCGGAGAAGGUGGCAAGGAGAACUAAUGCACACCGGAUCAGUCGAGAGGGAGCUGGGACAGCCACCCUCGACAGAGCAGUAACCACUUCUCAGCAGGAGUGUGUGUGUGUGUGUGUGUGUGUGUGUGUGUGUGUGUGUGUGUGUGUGUGUGUGUGUGUGUGUGUGUUGUGUGUUGUGUGUGUGAGAGAGAUAGAGAGACCCCUAUGUACUCAAGACUGCUUUCGUCACCAUCGGCAGCACUGGUCUGUUCGACACAUGCACACCCACCAAGCCACCCACCGCUCCACUUCGAGUCGUUUCCGGGGCGAUCGUGCUUCAUUUGGGUCCUUACUACGUGGGAUCAGAUAAAGAGGUCCUAGGAGA